AGCUACGAACAGACCAGCUUCCCGUCCUCGCGCAGAAUUCCCUCUCCUUCGCCGGUCUACGAGCGAGGAGCGAGUGAACGGCACAACCUCUCUCGACCACGACAGGCCGACGACAUCAGAUAGCGAAGCCGCCCUGUUGUCCCGCCGCCCGCCUCGCUGCCCGCGUCGAAACUGCUGAAUCUGGAAAAUCCACGAAUGGAGGGUGCCGUGACGGAGAAUGCAGCGGUGCCCGUGGCAGCGGCGGCCCCGGAAGCCGCUCUCCACUCGGAUCAGCGCGUGGAGAGUGGUGCGGUGGUGGAGGACUCUGCGGCGUCCACGGUGGCUCCAGAGUCAACUUCUGACGCAGAUCAGGCUAUCGAGGAUGCAGUCCCGGAGGACGGGGUGGACGAGGAUACAGUGACAAAUGUUGAUGUCAGUCCUGAGGACAUGAGAAGCAUCAUUGAAGUUAUAGCUGACACUGGAAAGUUCUGGCAUGACUGGAGGUUCCUCAAGAGUGUACUGUCUAUUCAAUUGAAGCAGGUCUUGGAUGAAUAUUUUGAGGUUGAAAUGGUGAGCCAAAAUGAUGGGCAACAGAGGUCUUUCUCAGAGCUAUUUAGCCGGCUAAAUGGUGCACUCGAGAGGUUUGAAGAGGGUCCUCCAUUCACACUGCAAAGGCUUUGUGAGAUUUUGUUGGAUCCAAAAGGAACGUAUACAAAAUUAUCAAAGCUUGCAUUGGCCCUGGAGAAGAAUCUCCUAGUUACAUCUACAAUAACCAAGUGCACUGACCCAUAUCCAGCUGCUCAUGGGCUGCCAUGUUCGGAUUGCACACAAAUUACAGAAAUUUCUGGGCCUGCUGAUGUAGAGUCUGUGAGCACACCUGAGCACACAACAGCAGUACCAAAUGGAACAGAGCAUAUAGCAGGUGAUGUUGACGAAGAGAUGGCUGAUGCAGAAGCUGAGGAAUCAUCUGGUAGCCACGACGUAGAAAUGCAGGAGGACAAGCCUGAUCAGGUUGAUAAUGUUAAUUCUGAUGCUAAUCCUGGUGCUGCAGCUGCUCCUGAAGCAGUUAAUGCCAGUGAAUCCACAUCGCAGCCACAAAGUUGAGCUUGCUAGAAAAGAAAGCCAUAGAGCCAAGUUUCCAGUACAGCGGUCCAUUUAACAAUCUGCGUCUUGCUCACCAACUCUUGGGAUUCGCUUCCUCGCCUCCUCAAACAACCAGAAAGGGAAUGUGGAUUCAGAAGCUUACAGAAGUUUGCUGAUCAUACUAGACGGUGGUCAUGCCUGAAACACUUUAAACUUUCCAGGAAAUGCCUUACUCACAAAGGUCAUGGUAUGUUUUGAUCAAUUGUACCUUUGUUUCUGAGGCACCACAUCGGUUAGAAAGUCUCUGUACGGCUUUUGCGAAAAUCCAUGAAAGAUGAGUAAAACGAAUAUCUUCACUCAGUCUCUACUAGUCUACUGAACUUAUGAUGUAUCAUGAUUCAUGAGAAAGUGAAUUUCGUGCACGUCU
This is a messenger RNA of Sorghum bicolor (sorghum), 1489 nucleotides long. RefSeq names its product serine/threonine-protein phosphatase 4 regulatory subunit 2. Gene Ontology annotation, molecular function: protein phosphatase regulator activity. NCBI's taxonomy places the organism in Eukaryota, Viridiplantae, Streptophyta, Magnoliopsida, Poales, Poaceae. Gene Ontology annotation, cellular component: nucleus; protein phosphatase 4 complex; cytoplasm. Bases 196 to 1083 code for a protein of 295 amino acids. The transcript is spliced from 8 exons. The record is from RefSeq and is a predicted model, not a curated record. Gene Ontology annotation, biological process: protein dephosphorylation.